ACUUCCCCACCAACUCAUUUCCAAAUAAUGUGGGUGAGCACAUUACAAAGCAACGGUUGACUGUAAAAAGGAUAACAAGAAAGACAAAGAAAACGUUGAAGCUGUUGAAAAGAGAACUGGGAAACGCUUUUGCAAAACGAGGCGAGCAUAGCACCGACAUCUCUGACAAAACUUCAAGUUCUAGGGAGUCGAUGGACGUGGUGUGGUACAUGAUUUUUGGCAUGUGUGCCAUGAAUGCUGUUGCCUCUGCAUGUCCAGAGAAUUGCCAGUGUAGGCCGAACAAAAUCCUUUGUCAAGGCUUUUUAAUGAACAAAUUUCCAACCCCCAUCCCACCAACCACCAUUACCCUCUUAAUCACCAACACCAGCAUACAAUCAUUAAAACCAGCUGAUUUUGUGACUUUCGCUGAGAACCUUAAUUAUUUUUCAGCCAAGGAUUCAACAAUAGCUGAGGUGGAACCUCAUACAUUUGACCAAACCCACAAUCUCAUUGGCUUAGGUUUGAGUGGGACAAUGCUAACCUCUCUGCCAAAAGAUCUAUUUCAGAAUCUAAACACAUUAUCAACUUUAACGCUCAGUAACAACAAAAUUGAUCUUCUGCAACCAUCUCUUCUCAGCCCUCUUGUAAAUUUGAAGAAAAUAGACCUAAGCAAAAACCUUCUAACUUAUCUGCCAGACGAUGCUUUUCAGGGGAAAAAAAAGCUGGAACAGCUCAUGUUGCAAAAGAACUCAAUCAGAAAGCUUCCCAGCAGUACAUUUCGGGGACUCAAUAAUCUCAGAGAACUGUUGCUCCAGCAAAAUCAGUUAACAGAAAUACCAUCAGGCAUCUUUGAUGAUUUGGUAAACCUUGAGAUAUUGCAUCUUCAAGACAACAAAAUCACACAGCUACCUGAAAAUAUUUUUUCAAACGUGCAGAAGCUGAAGAAACUCUACCUCUCCAACAAUAAGUUAUCAUUGCUUCCCAGUGCAAUAUUUUUUAACCUACCUAACCUUACUCAUCUAUCACUGUUCGAGAACCAACUCAGUCGGUUAAUGCCUGGAACUUUUGGUCCAAUGGCCAUCCUGGAGCUCUGGCUAUACGACAACAUGAUAACUCACCUUGAGGAAAAUGUGUUCAGCAACUUAACUGAGAUUCGGCUUUUGGUGCUCAGUAGGAACCGGAUUCAGCACAUCUCUUCUGGCGCUUUCAAUGGCUUGAUGGAACUAGAGGAGAUCUCUCUUCACACUAAUCGAUUAAUCGGUAUUGAGGCGGGGAUAUUCAAAGGCCUUCCCAAGUUAGCUAACAUAUCUUUGGAGAAUAAUCAAAUACAGCACAUACCCAUAAAACUCUUGGAGAAUGUGUCUCACUUAAAUCUCCUGGAGCUUCAAAACAAUUCUCUACGAAACUUACCGAAGGAACUUCUAAACUCAUUGUCUGUAGUUGAUAAUAUUGUACUUUUUCAAAAUCCUUGGAGGUGUGACAAUGAUAUACUCCCUUUUCGGGAUUGGCUUGGACAGAAUUCAGAGAAAGUGAAAAACCUUACUUUUGUGACUUGUGAUACUCCUCUAUCCCUGAAUGGUAGAAAUGUUGGAGAGCUGAAAGAGUAUGACAUCAUGGUCAACCAUUCACUGCACACUUUCCCAACCCAACCUUUCACCUCUGCACCAGCUUCAGACCCCACAACAGUCUCCGAAGAAAUAGAGGACACAAGUGGAGGUAAUUCUAUGGGUCAAGGUCUAUCCAAAGACAAAAUCAUUAUCAUUGUAGCCAUCGUCUGCACUGCUGUCAUGGUCAGUCUCAUUGCCUGUGUGUUAUGGAGGAGGAACAAGCGAGGCAGUCAAGACUUGAACCAUCAAAGAAAAACCAACUCGGUUAUCUAACAUUAUUAUAUAAAAGCUUCCAGCUGAUUGUUGUGUUUCAAAUUACUAUUUCUUCAGUGGAUUUACGGAGGACAAAUGUUUUCUAUUAAUAGGCAUGUGUUGCCUAUUAAAAAAAUGUGUUGUUUUGUUUCUUUCUUGACAUACUAAAACAUUUUUUUAUUACAAUUAAAAAAACUACAACGUUUACUACUUUUAUAUAUAUAUAUAUAUAUAUAUAUAUAUAUAUGAUAACCCUCAUGAGUGAUGUCACACAUGAAGAACUGUACUGUAUUUCAAUUCUUGCCACUGUCCUGGUUAAACUUUCUGCAAUUCUGUUUUUUUUUUUUUUUUUUUUUUUUUCUCAUAGUAAAAAAAAUGAUAUUUCAGAGUUGUAAAUAAAACAAAGAUUGUUGGAGCACAUUUCUACAAUAAAAUACUAUUUCAGUCUUUA
Messenger RNA from Pimephales promelas (fathead minnow), 2289 nucleotides. It is a transcript of the gene lrrc15, whose product is annotated as leucine rich repeat containing 15. The record is from RefSeq and is a predicted model, not a curated record. Gene Ontology annotation, molecular function: protein binding. NCBI's taxonomy places the organism in Eukaryota, Metazoa, Chordata, Actinopteri, Cypriniformes, Leuciscidae.